Molecule: messenger RNA, 2367 nt
Organism: Eurytemora carolleeae
Lineage: Eukaryota; Metazoa; Arthropoda; Copepoda; Calanoida; Temoridae
Gene: Eaat1
Product: excitatory amino acid transporter 3
Exons: 18
Coding region: 159-1610 (483 amino acids)
Biological process (GO): L-glutamate transmembrane transport
Cellular component (GO): plasma membrane
Molecular function (GO): glutamate:sodium symporter activity; L-glutamate transmembrane transporter activity; neutral L-amino acid transmembrane transporter activity
Source: RefSeq, a predicted model, not a curated record
GUCUGUUUGAGAAUAUAAAUUACAGAUAUAUGCUUGGUAAAACAAGGGGUUGCUACACAUGGCAUGAAAGUGCACCAGGGGCGGUGAAAAAUUGCACAUUGUGCAGUGAAGGAAGUUUGCAGAGAUUUUGAACAGAUUGUGAAACCGGUUUUAGCCUGAUGUUGAGUCGGGAGAAGGUGGUGGGCUGUCUGCGGGCGAGUGGGUUGACCCUUGCAACCCUCUUCGGGGUCAUUGGAGGCGUAGUGUUCGGUCUAGCACUCAGGACAAGGGAAGCAGUAUGGACGGACAGGGAGGUUAUGUACGUUGCGUACAUCGGAGAAUUGUUUCUGCGCAUGCUCAAAGCGUUGAUUCUACCUCUUAUUGUUCCAAGUCUAAUUACAGCUGUUGGAAGCCUAGACAUGACACUCUCCGGAAAGGUUGGAAUGAGAGCUAUAGUUUACUACAUGGGAACAACUGUAUCUGCAGUAGCACUUGGAAUAGUCUUAGUAGUCACCAUUCAUCCUGGAGUAGCAGGACAGGAUAAGGGGGAUAUAGUUCAAGAAUCUAGAAAUGUAACAACACCUGACACUCUGAUGGAUCUGAUACGAAAUAUGGUUCCUCCAAACCUGAUCCAAGCUACUGUACAGCAGUACAGGACAGCUUUAAUUUAUCCUGGAAACUUCGCGUAUAAUGACUCUGGACAGAUAAGGAACCCUAAUGAUACUCAAACCUGGAAAAUGAAAGGGGAAUGGACUGCUGGCACAAAUAUCCUGGGACUGGUUUUCUUCGCAGUUAUAAUUGGGAUUGCCCUGGCUAAGAUGGGGGAGAAGGGGAAACCAUUGCUAGCUUUCUUCUCUUGUCUUAGUGAUGCGAUGAUGACAAUAACAACAUGGGUGAUCAACUUGGCACCAAUAGGAGUCUUCUUUCUUAUUGGAGGACAGGUUCUUGGAACUAACGAUUUUGGGACUGUUUUGAAUCAACUGGGUUGGUACUUCACUACGGUUCUAGUAGGACUAUUUAUCCAUGGAUUUAUUGUCCUGCCUAUUAUCCUAUCUGUCUGCACAAAAAGCAUGCCUUUCAGAUUUAUCGCAAACAUGACCAAUGCUUUCACCACCGCUUUCGGAACCGGAUCCAGCAGUGCAACUCUUCCCGUCACGAUCAGGCUUCUUGAGGAGAAGAACCAUGUGGAUCCCAGGGUGUGCAGGUUUGUCCUUCCUAUUGGAGCAACAAUCAACAUGGAUGGAACUGCGCUCUAUGAAGCAGUGGCCGCCAUCUUUAUUGCGCAGGUUAACGGAAUGGAUCUAUCGAUGGGACAGAUUUUGGCAAUUUCAAUAACAGCAACAGCAGCUAGCAUUGGAGCAGCGGGUAUUCCACAGGCUGGUCUUGUUACCAUGGUAAUGGUUCUUGAGACUGUGGGAUUACCACCAGAAGAUGUUACCAUCAUCUUAGCGGUCGACUGGCUACUAGACAGAUUCAGGACUGCAAUUAACGUGUUGGGAGACAGUAUUGGAGCUGGGAUAGUUUAUCAUCUAAGUAAAGACGAACUGGACGAUAUGGAGAAGAUCGGAGGUAAAGGAGAAGGAUUUGAGACUGUUCCGCUGACGGAGGUGGAGGAGAGAAACUUUAAAUGAGACUCACAAGUGAGAAUUCUUGUCAAUCCUCACACUCAGCUCUGAGGUUUGAUACGUGUUCUCACGCUACAUUGGGAUCAGCAAUCAAGUUCUACAGCCUACACACAUCAGUUUCGGAAACAAACUUAAAUCCAAACCGGAUUAUUUUCCAAAAUAACGAUUUACAGAGGGGAAGGGGGGAGGGGGGUCGUUAAAUUUGUGUUGUCACCAGGAUUCUAAAAUGUUGCUAGAAAAUCUUGUCAGGAGAUCUUGUCAGGAGAUCUUGUCAGGAGAUCUUGUCAGGAGAUCUUGUCAGAGAGAUCUUUUCAGGUGAUCUUGUCAGGAGAUCUUGUCAGGAGAUCUUGUCAGGAGAUCUUGUCAGGAGAUCUUGUCAGUAGAUCUUGUCAGGAGAUCUUGUCAGGAGAUCUUGUCAGGAGAUCUUGUCAGGAGAUCUUGUCAGGAGAUCUUGUCAGGAGAUCUGGUCAGGAGAUCUGGUCAAGAGAUCUGGUCAAGAGAUCUUUUCAGGUGAUCUUGUCAGGAGAUCUUGUCAGGAGAUCUUGUCAGGAAAUCUUGUCAGGAGAUCUUGUCAGGAGAUCUGGUCAGGAGAUCUCUUCAGGAGAUCUUGUCAGGAGAUCUUGUCAGGAGAUCUUUUAAUUUGAUCUUGCCAAAAUCAUGAUUUGAAUUGAGGGGAAUUAAAUGACAAUGAAAAUUUAAACAAUCCAAUGGAAAAUGAGUUUUUAGACUUUUUAGACUUUUAGACUUUUAGACUUUUAUUAAU